This is a messenger RNA of Rhineura floridana, 4042 nucleotides long. RefSeq names its product UDP-GlcNAc:betaGal beta-1,3-N-acetylglucosaminyltransferase 5 (gene B3GNT5). Bases 537 to 1670 code for a protein of 377 amino acids. NCBI's taxonomy places the organism in Eukaryota, Metazoa, Chordata, Lepidosauria, Squamata, Rhineuridae. Gene Ontology annotation, cellular component: membrane. The transcript is spliced from 2 exons. The record is from RefSeq and is a predicted model, not a curated record. Gene Ontology annotation, biological process: brain development.
UCAGCUUCCUCCCCUGAGCUCGUCUAUCCCUUAUGCAGGCUAGGACCGAAUGAAGCUCAUUGGCAUGUCGGGCCCCGAAGAAGAAGGAGUUCCGAUGUAGGGCUUUCCCUGCCUUUCUUCCCGCUCGGUAGUUUGGCGUCAAAAGGCAGGCAACGGGCGCCUCUCGCUUUAGCUGCCGGAUGGUCUCUUGAGCCUUUGCGUGGUCAUUGUUUAUCUUCUGAAGCUGUCAAGGAACGUCAGUUUCAAGGUGAUACUUAGAUCAGCGGAAGAUGACGCAGAGGAAACAGUAUGUUCAGCAGGUGCUGUUGUCCAGACUCUACUGCACCCGUUCCAUUCGAGCAAAGCAACUUCUGAAGCAAGAUGACUUGCUUGUAAAAGUCAGAGUAUGAGAGUUUUAUUAAUGCUACCGUCCAAAAGAAGUAUGCAUUUACAAUGAACACUUCCCCUGAAGGAUAUAGUGAAUUCUCUUACAAAAACAAGAACCCUGUUUAAAAAUACAAGUCCAUAACUGUAACUGGACAUAAGAGUGCAUCAGAAUGUAUGUUAAUUCUAGAAAAAUAAGAAAAUGCCCAUUUGUGCAGCUUUUUGCCACUUGUUUUGUACUGUGUCUCAUGACUUUUUGGGAACCACUUGACAAUAAUAUUGUGAGCCACGUGAAGUCUUACUCGUAUAGAUACCUCAUAAAUAGCUAUACUUUUGUGAAUGAAAGCUUAUCUGUUAGUAAGAACUUUGAUAGGUUAGCAGCAAAUCGAUACUUGAUCAACCACAAAGAGAAAUGUCAAAAGCAAGAUAUUCUCCUCCUAUUGCUUGUAAAGUCUUCACCUGAAAACCGUCACCGGAGAGACUCUAUUCGACAAACGUGGGGUAAUGAAAAGUAUGUCCAAUACUAUCUUAAGGCCAACAUAAAGACCCUAUUUGUGUUGGGGCAAUCAAGUGAUCCUACACAGAGAGACCAUAUGGAAAUGAGGCUUCAAACAGAAGACAAGGUAUAUGGUGAUCUGAUUCAACAAGACUUUGUGGAUACUUUUUACAACCUUACCCACAAAUUACUCUUGCAGUUCAGCUGGGUAAAUAAAUUCUGUCCUCAUGCCAAGUUUGUUAUGUCAGCAGAUGAUGAUAUUUUCAUCCACAUGCCAAAUCUUGUGGCAUACCUUCAAAAUCUAGCACAAAUUGGUGUUCAGAAUCUUUGGAUUGGGCGUGUCCAUCGUGGAUCACCUCCAGUAAGAGACAAGAAAAGCAAAUACUAUGUUCCCUAUGACAUCUACCCAUGGCCUGCUUAUCCUGAUUAUACAGCUGGAGCUGCAUAUGUAAUAUCAAGUGAUGUAGCAGCUAAAGUAUAUGAAGCCUCACAGACUCUUAAUACAAGCCUGUAUAUAGAUGAUGUUUUCAUGGGUCUCUGUGCCAACAAAAUGGGAAUUGAACCACAGAAUCACCUCUUUUUUUCUGGGGAAGGUAAGGCUCCAUAUCAUCCUUGUAUCUACAGCAAAAUGAUGACUUCCCAUGGACAUGUAGAAGACCUUCACUAUCUCUGGAAACAGGCUAUGGAUCCAAAAGUGAAAAAUAUUCCCUCUGGAGUUUGGGGCAGAAUAUACUGUCGAAUCGUUAACAUUAUGCUCCUUUGCAGAAUACACUACCAGGAUACGUAUCCCUGUGUUGCUGCAUUGUCCUAAUACUUGAAUAUCAAAAUAGACCUGAACCAAAGAUGAAAUGUCCAAUUCUUUUUCUCCUAAGACAUAUGAAAAAUGAACUUGGAAUGUUAUGUGAAAACUUAAAAUGUGAAAGCUUGCCUAUAUCCCACAUUAAUCUAAUAGCUUCACCAAAGUUUUCUUAGCUAUAUUAAAUUAUUUGUUCCCAUAUAUUUCACUGUAUUUGUCCAGAAACUUAAGAAUUGGCUUGAUAUUAAACAAUAAAAAAUAUACACUUAUUUCUAAAUUCUGAAUUAUCAGUAAUUACCAAAUAGAACUGAAUUUGGAAAAUGGAUUAUUUAAAAUGAUGCGCAUCUGUUUAUAAGAAGAUUUGGAAUUAAUAUAGAUAAGGUAGGCAGCUUAAAUAAAUACAGUGAAAGUAUUGAUGUACAAGUUAAAUAGCAUUUUCCCACUCCUGCCACACACAUACCACCACUCCCCAGCACAAGACAUUUUGAUGCUGUGUCUUAUCAAUCCAAUGGCAUCAUGCAUUUUACCACUACAUCAUAGUGAUCACUCAGUCAUAACUUCAGAAACCUUGAUCCUAUAUAAGUGGUGCUAAUGCUGGCUUCAAACACUGGUUCAAGUGAAUCCUGCAAAACUGGUGAAUCUACAGAAAUGAGUUUAUAGGAAGAUUGUGCUUCAUCUUUUCUGCAAAAUUUUGUCAAACUUACUUCACCACGAUAAAUUUAAAAAUGUAAAACCCUAAUCUUUGAACAAAGAACGCUGUUAAUUAAUCAUAACCUCCUAGUUGGCCUUCACUUCAAAUAUAUUUUCACCCACUCAUGCUAAGCUUGAUAAGCAGGAGAAAGUUUUAAAAACCACUGAAGGGGUGCUUCAGAGGAAUUUAAUUGGGUUGUAUGUCCUGCAAGUUUACAAAAACCUCAAUGCUCAAAUAAAAAAUGUUAUUAAUCUGAAAAGUAAAGGAUUAUAGUGCAUAAAAGAAUGGCUUUUAAAGUUUAGAAAGGUGCAAAAUGUACAAUCCAUGCCAACUCCUUACACUAAUACGUUUUUCACAUUAAAACUUUUGAAUUACCUUGCCAUCUAUGAUCGUUCUCUCAUGAGAAAUGUUUCUCUCAUGAUCAUCCCAACUGUGUUUCUCUUCUUAAUAAUCUGAACAUAAUAACAUUUUCUGGGUAGUAUCCCAACUAAGCAGUUGUGCUAGUGUAAGCAAUUUUGGUCAUGCAAUGGAAUUUCCCGUCCCUCUUUCCUACCUGUGUGGAAAGAGGAACAGGAGGGGAAGUUCCACUGUGCAGCCAAAAGUGCUUGUGCUAGUGGAACUGUUUAUUUGGAUACCAUCCUCUGUUUACAGCAGGGAUGAGGAUCCUGUGGCUCUCUAGAUGUUGUUAGUCAUUGGCAAUGCCCGGGGGACUGAAGCUGAUGGGAGGUGUAGUCCAACAUCUGGAGGUCUACAGGUUCCCUAUGCCUGGUUUAGUGUGGGAUGCAAGUGAGUUUACAAGUUUGGUCAUACCAUGUCUUUCAGGUCUCUAGGCAAAUCAUUUUACCAUAAUUUGCAGUGGGGGAGUGGACAAUCUUGGUCACUCCUCCUUGUCUUCUUCCUCUCCCAGUUUGCUGGCUUUGCUUUAAAAUCCAAAUGAUACAGAAUGUAGGGUUAUCUGAAUGUGAAUUUUAGUGGGUGUUUAAUUUCCAUAUUAACAAUUUCAAACAUCCCACUGAUAGUAGUUAGCUAUAUGAACUCCAUCCAAUAAUUGUCAGAAAAUGUUUAAAAAUUUUGAUCUUGCAAGCAGGUAUUUGAUUUGUCUGCAUUGCUGGUCCUAUUAAGUGCAGAAACAUUAACAAGAUUUAAGGAGGCCUAAUGUAUACCUAGCACCUAUACCUCAAGUUGAUUUGUUGAAAAUCCUGUAUGUGUUUGUGUUUUACAGCAGGUCUGUUCUGUUUUUUAAAAGUAUUUAUUAGGUAGCUUUAAAAGGACACCAAGAUGGUUGUGUGCUAUAGCACAGGGAAGAAUGUUUGAACAAUUUAAAGAAAUUAUGAAGGCACUCCUUUUCCAGAAAAAGGGAGCUCAACAUUUUCUUAACCACCUGGGCACUGAACAUUGUCUUUAUAUUUUUAAAACUGGAAAUUGAGUUUGCCAGGCUCCAGAUGCAAGGCUGUUGUACUUUUUUUUUUUUUACUUAACUAGUAAAAUUGCUUCAGCCUGAAUGGUCACUUCGGGUACCAGUUUUGACAAUGUUGAACAAAAGUGUUUAUUACUUAAUUAGUUCUUACUCAUUUGAUUUGCAGCUAUUUGAUACAAUUUUUAAUUACAAAAAUGACGGUUUAUUGUUGGCACUUUUACUCUAUCAUAUGUUUUGUAAAAUACCUGUUUUCAAUAAACAAUUUUGUGUGUUUGUAAA